This is a messenger RNA of Eimeria acervulina, 2505 nucleotides long. RefSeq lists its product as hypothetical. Gene Ontology annotation, biological process: regulation of transcription by RNA polymerase II. Gene Ontology annotation, cellular component: nucleus. Lineage: Eukaryota; Apicomplexa; Conoidasida; Eucoccidiorida; Eimeriidae. The transcript has 4 exons. Gene Ontology annotation, molecular function: transcription cis-regulatory region binding. The coding region runs from base 1 to 2505 and encodes 834 amino acids. The record is from RefSeq and is a predicted model, not a curated record.
AUGAGCUCUCCGCAGGAGGGCCCCCAGCGGCCUCUCGAACCGCUGCCAGCAGCAGCAGCAGGAGCAGCAGGAGCAGCAGCAGCAGCAGCAGAGAAGAUCUUGUCUUGCAGCAGCUGCUGCUUCAUUCGCGAGUCUGUAGGGCGCCUGCAGCGCGCCGCUCCGGGGGGUAAGAAGGGGAAGCCCUUAAAAGAAGCAGCAGCAGCAGCAGAUGCAGCCUUGCUGCGGCUGCUUGACGAGCAGCAGCAGCAGCAGCAGCAGCAGCAGGAGUUGCAGUUGCAACGGGGCGGAGCAGAGAGUGCAGCAGCAGCAGCAGGGUCUGUUCCUGUGUCUCUCUUUGCUUCGCUUUGUGCUGCUCCUGUAUGUAGGGUUAUUACAAUUUGUUUGUCUCAACCCGGCAGCAAACUGCAGCUGCAGCAGCAGGCGCUGCAGCUAGCUCAGCUGCUGCUGUCUCUGGGGGCCCUCCCCUCCGCAGCAGCAGCACCUGCAGCAGCAGCAGCAGCAGAUGCACCAAUCCAGACCGGCAACGCGCUGCAGCAGCCACCACCUGCAGCAGCAGCAGCUGCUGCUGCUGGUGCUGCUGCUACUGCUGGUGCUGCAGCCGAGGAGCAGCAACAGCAUCAGGUUGCUCCGGCUGGUUCGCUUUCAGCAUCGUCAUCAUCAUCAGCAGCAGCAGCAUCAGCAGCAGCAGCAGCAGCAGCAGGAGAAGCAGCAGAAGGCACAGUGGAGCAUCUGAUAGCAGCAAUAUGCCGCAUUGCUGCUGCAGCAGACGACGUGCUGCUGCAGCAGCAAGCAGCGCGGUGUCUGCUCACCUCGCUUUCUUCUUCAUCUCCUCCUCUUCAUGGAAUUCACUUGCUGCAAGUAUUUGCUGCUCUCUUCUCGGGUUGUGCUGCUGCAGCAGCAGCAGCAGCAGCAACAAACGCCAGCAAAGCAGCACAUACUGCGCUGCUGCAAGCCCUUGGGGAGCUCCUCCACAGGGCAGACGCAGCAGCAGCAGCUGCUGCUGCUCCUCCUCCUCCUGCUGCUGCUGCCGCUUCUGAGGCCGAGGCAGAGGCGAGUGCAGCAGCAGCAGCAGCGGCAGCAGCAAAUGGGGAAGCUGCAGCAGCAGAAGCCCCAACAGAGACGGAAGCAGCUGCAGCAGCAACAGCAGCAGGAGCUGCGAAGUCGCUGCAUACUUCAGCAGUAGAACGAGUGAAUGCUGCUGCUACUGCUGCAGGAGACACCCCACCAGCAGCAGCACCAGCUGCUGCAGCAACAGGAGCUGCAGCAGCAGAUGCAACAGCAGUAGCGAGAGAGGCUGAGGAGUCCUCUCUAUGUGAUAAGAUAAGCCCAGCAGCAAAAGCAGCAGCAGCAACAGCUGCUGCUGCGGCUGCUGCUGCUGCUGCUGCUGCUGUUGCUGCUGCUGAAGCAGAGGACACGCCUGCAGCAGGAGCAGAAACAGAAGCAACAUCAGCAACAACAGCGACAGCAAUAGACACCCCACGAGCACCACAAUCUCCAGCAGCAGCAGCAGAAGCAGCAGCAGAUAUCCCUGCAAGUUCACCCGAGUCGUUUGAAUCCUACGCAGCAGCAACAGAAGCAGCAGCAGCAGCAGCAGCAGCAGCAGCAAAAGCAGCAGCAGAAAGGGGGGCAGCUGCGCCAGCAUCGCCUGACGGCCCGCUGCGUCACCGCAGCAACAGCAGCACCAACAUAGGCAGCAGCAGCAUCAGCAGCAGCAUCAGCAGCAGCAUCAGUAGCAGCAGCAGUAGCAUCAGCAGCAGCAGCAGCAGCAGCAGCAAGAUGGGUGCAUGUCUUGUGAUGGCGAGAGAGGUAGAGGAUUUGCUGCUGCUGCUGCAGGCCUUCAGCCGCAUAGCAGCAGGCGGGCGCAUCAGCAGCACAAAUGAAAAAGUCUUCAUUUGUUAUGGUGCUGCAGCAGCAAACAAAACCGGCAGCUCUCGCUGCAGACAGCUGGCUCUAGAAAUGAUAUUAACGCUCCUCAAGGGCAUGCCGAGUUCUUUGUGGCAGCAUCAGGGUUUGCUGCUGCUGCUGCAGCAGCAGCUGCUGCGAGCUCUUGAAAGGAGCAUCAAAGACGCAGCUGCAUGCAGCCUUUCUCUAGACAUCGUUAUUUGCCUUGCGGAGGCAGCAGAGGGGCCCCUGGGUCUGAACUUGUGCUGCUUCGUGGGUAAUGCGGUGCUGCCGCUGCUGCUACCUCCGCAGCAGCAGCAGCAGCAGGUGCAGCAGCAGCAGCAGCAGGUGCAGCAGCAGCAGCAGGCGCAGCAGCAGCAGCAUUUGCUGCAGCAGCAGCUGUGUGUGGUGCAGUUUCUCGGGCGUCUACGUAACGACAGCAGCAGCAGCAGCACGGCAGCAGCAGCAGCAGCCGUUGCUGCUGCUGCAGCAGCAGCUGCGAGCAGCAGCAGCAGACACGUUGCUGAAGUUGGUGGUGUCGCUGAAGGAUUGGCGCCAGUCGCAGCAAGAAGAAGCAGCAGAAAUGCAUGCGAAAACAAAAACAAAAACAAAGAUGAAAAUUAA